CAUUUGAAAAUCAGUUUCUGACGCAGUGGAGGGAACGUUUGUAAUUCGGUAUUUGUAUACGGACAAGAAGGCAACGGCGUCGCGGAAUUAAACUACAACAUCGCAACAUGAUUAGGCAAGCGAAGGGCAAGACCCCCCGCCGCCCCCCUCCAAAAAAGCCUUCCAACAACCAGAAGGACCCUGUUGGAGUGUAUUGUCGCGUGCGGCCACUGGGUGCAGAAGAUGUGGAGUGCUGUAUUGAGGUUAUAAGCAACACCACCAUUCAGUUACAUGCCCCUGAUGGGCUCAAAGCCAACAGAAAUGGUGAAUUCAAAGAGACACAAUAUUCCUUCAAAAAAGUGUUUGGAAUUAAAACGACACAGGGGGAAUUAUUUGAAGAUGUUGCCAAACCUCUAGUAGAAGACAUCAUUCACUGUAAAAAUGGUCUGUUGUUCACCUAUGGUGUCACUGGCAGUGGUAAAACUUAUACAAUGACUGGCUCACCUGGUCAAGGUGGGCUGCUUCCGCGUUCACUCGACAUGAUCUUCAAUAGCAUCGGACCCUACCAGGCCAAGAGAUAUGUUUUCAAGCCUGAUGAUAAAAAUGGCAUGGAGGUGCAGAAUCAGGUGGAUGCGCUCUUGGACCGACAGAAGCGAGACAGCCAGACAACUGUACCGAAGACCCCAACAACAAGGCGAAUUGACCCUGAGUUUGCUGACAUGAUCAGCCCAGAGGAGGCUUGUAAGGCAGAUGGAGUGGAUGAAGACAGCAGCUACAGUGUCUUUGUCUCCUACAUUGAGAUUUACAACAACUACAUCUAUGAUCUUUUGGAAGAGACUCCCAUUGACCUAAUAAAACCCAAAACCACUGAACAGCACUUAUUGUUUUGUUCCCUUUUUCAGGAUAAGAAUCAGGUGAAUGUGAGCCAGUUGUGUCUGGUGGAUCUGGCUGGCAGUGAACGCACUAGCAGAACCCGAGCAGAGGGCAGCCGUCUCCGUGAGGCAGGCAACAUCAAUCAAUCUUUAAUGACUCUGCGCACUUGUAUUGAAGUGCUAAGGGAGAAUCAGAUGUGUGGCACAAACAAGAUGGUUCCGUACAGAGACUCCAAAGUGACCCAUCUAUUCAAGAACUACUUUGAUGGAGAAGGCAAAGUGAGGAUGGUUGUGUGUGUAAAUCCAAAAGCUGAUGAUUAUGAGGAGACCUUGCUGGUGAUGCGCUUUGCUGAGAUGACUCAGGAGGUUGAAGUGGCCCGGCCCGUUGACAGGCCCAUCUGUGGCUUCGCUGCUGGUCGCCGACAGAGAAACCAGGCCUUCAAAGAGGAGCUUACCCGCAGGCUGGAGGAACGUGGUGGUCCUAUAGAUAGAGAGUCUCCAACAGUAUUGAACCAGCUGCUCCAGUCCUUCCCUCCACUUCCUCCCUGUGAGCUCUCUGGGCCUAACGAUGAUGUUACACUGCCCAGACUCAUUGAGGCCCUGGAGAAGAGACACAAAAUUCGACACAUGAUGAUUGAGGAGUACAAUAAAACUGCCAAAAUGCUGAAGUCUGUGCUUCAAGAGCAGGACAGCAACCUGCUCUCCAAGGAAAACUUUAUCCAAGAGCAACGUGGCAAGCUUGGUGAAAGGGAAAAAAUGAUCCAAAACCAGAAGAAUGAGAUUGAUCGUCUGGAAAAGAAAUCCAAGAUGCUGGAAUACAAGAUUGACAUUCUACAGAAAACUACCAACAUCUAUGAAGAGGACAAGCGAUCUCUACAGCAGGAACUGGAGAGCAGAGAACAGAGGCUGCAAAGGGAAAUGUCUGAAAAGAGACGCAUGGAAACACGCAUGCAAGGCAUUGUCACUGACGCCAAGCUUAAGUGGGAGAAGGAGUGUGAGAGGCAGGUAAAUGCCAAGCAGCUGGAAAUGCAGAAUAAGCUGUGGGUGAAGGAUGAGAAACUCAAACAGCUCAAAGCCAUCGUGACUGAGGGAAAGACGGAGAACCGGCAGCCACAGCGGCCCUCCAGAGAAAAGGACAAAGUGCCUGCCAAGAGAUCCGCUUCCCCGUCGCCUGUUCCUACUGGGCCACCGGUUCGGCCUCUACACAGACGCUCGCACUCCGCAGGUGGGGAGAGGUGGGUUGAUCAUAAACCCACCACUAACGUGGACCUGGAUACAGUUCUGCAGCCAAACAUCCCCAAUGCCAUCAAAGUGAAUGCUCCCAAUGAGAAAGCUCUGUCCAAGUGUGACAAGUAUGUUCUGACGCACCAGGAAGUUGCAUCAGAUGGAGAGAUCCAGACCAAGCUAAUCAAGGGUGAAGUGUUCAAAACUAGAGGUGGAGGACAGGCUGUUCAGUUCACAGAUAUCGAAACGCUCACGCAGGAAAACCCCGUUGCGGCCAGAAAGUUCAGAAUAAGGCCUCUAAUGCAUCUGCAAAAUGUUUUUCUGUUACAGAUUGACAUUCUACAGAAAACUACCAACAUCUAUGAAGAGGACAAGCGAUCUCUACAGCAGGAACUGGAGAGCAGAGAACAGAGGCUGCAAAGGGAAAUGUCUGAAAAGAGACGCAUGGAAACACGCAUGCAAGGCAUUGUCACUGACGCCAAGCUUAAGUGGGAGAAGGAGUGUGAGAGGCAGGUAAAUGCCAAGCAGCUGGAAAUGCAGAAUAAGCUGUGGGUGAAGGAUGAGAAACUCAAACAGCUCAAAGCCAUCGUGACUGAGGGAAAGACGGAGAACCGGCAGCCACAGCGGCCCUCCAGAGAAAAGGACAAAGUGCCUGCCAAGAGAUCCGCUUCCCCGUCGCCUGUUCCUACUGGGCCACCGGUUCGGCCUCUACACAGACGCUCGCACUCCGCAGGUGGGGAGAGGUGGGUUGAUCAUAAACCCACCACUAACGUGGACCUGGAUACAGUUCUGCAGCCAAACAUCCCCAAUGCCAUCAAAGUGAAUGCUCCCAAUGAGAAAGCUCUGUCCAAGUGUGACAAGUAUGUUCUGACGCACCAGGAAGUUGCAUCAGAUGGAGAGAUCCAGACCAAGCUAAUCAAGGGUGAAGUGUUCAAAACUAGAGGUGGAGGACAGGCUGUUCAGUUCACAGAUAUCGAAACGCUCACGCAGGAAAACCCCGUUGCGGCCAGCCGUAAGAGACGAUCAUCAGAGACAGGCCCAGAUGGUGAGCCUAUGGAAGGAGACUGGACUGAUGUGGAGACGAGGUGCUCUGUGGCAUUGGAGAUGAGAGCUGGCUCAAACCUGGGACCUGGAUACCAGCAUCACGGAUAUCCAAAACGCAGAAAGCCUUGAGACUGCUCUAGUAUUGUCAUCACAGCAGAGUCCUUUCCUCUCUAAGCCUCUUAUCACUGUGUGCAAUAGCAAAUUCACUUUAUAAUAUUUAACUUUUUUUUUUAAAAAUGCUUUUAUGGAAAAACUUUUUUUUAUAGAAGACUACACAAGUUCACCAAAGCUGUUUUUGUACUGCAUUUUCUACCUGGGUGUUGACAUGUAAAAUUCACAUUUGGUGUAAGUGUGGGUCUGGGUGGGUUUCAAAACAAAAAUGUUACAAAUGUUUUCUAACUGUCUCAAGCACAUUAGGUAUUUGUUUUUAUAUAUAUAUAUAUAUAUAUAUAUAUAUAUGUUGAUGUGUACUUCUCUUGCAUUUGGACAGUUGGGACAAUCAAAGCAUCUGCUGUUUCUUUAAAAAUCCUUUAGUAAAAGUCAUUUUCAUGACUUUAGUAGGCAGCACCUGGGAACAGCACUCUUUCCAUGUAGUUUCAUUUGUAUGACAUUGCUGCAGACAAAACUGUUAAUAA
Sinocyclocheilus grahami is the source of this 3754-nucleotide messenger RNA. Its product is annotated as kinesin-like protein KIF23. Gene Ontology annotation, molecular function: microtubule binding; microtubule motor activity; ATP hydrolysis activity. NCBI's taxonomy places the organism in Eukaryota, Metazoa, Chordata, Actinopteri, Cypriniformes, Cyprinidae. Gene Ontology annotation, cellular component: nucleus; microtubule; kinesin complex. Gene Ontology annotation, biological process: mitotic spindle midzone assembly; microtubule-based movement. The coding region runs from base 108 to 3248 and encodes 1046 amino acids. The transcript has 24 exons. The record is from RefSeq and is a predicted model, not a curated record.